This is a messenger RNA of Parathielavia appendiculata, 1668 nucleotides long. Its product is annotated as cytochrome P450. Lineage: Eukaryota; Fungi; Ascomycota; Sordariomycetes; Sordariales; Chaetomiaceae. The record is from RefSeq and is a predicted model, not a curated record. The coding region runs from base 1 to 1668 and encodes 555 amino acids. Gene Ontology annotation, molecular function: heme binding; monooxygenase activity; iron ion binding. The transcript has 3 exons.
AUGGCGCCCAUCAAACGAUUCUUUCUCUUGGGUGAGGAUGUGGCGACCGCUAGAGAGAUUGAGUUGCCGCCUGACUUGCAGCUCGCCGACCUUCAAGAGAUUGUAGCUGCGCAUUUCUGCAUUGUCCAACCUAAGGCAGGCGUUUCUUUCACAUCACAGACGGAGAAUCUUGCCUCUAUCGAAGAUGUCUUGGCGGCAGAUGAAGCCAUCACCGUCAGCAUAGACGGCAGAAAGGCCCGAGAAGUGCCCGGUCCCAAAGGCCUGCCAUAUUUCGGCAGCUACUUUGAGAUCUACCCAGACCAUCUCGGAAACCACCAACGCCUGUUCGACAUGUACGGCCCACUGUUCAAGACGACUACCAUGGGCCGGACCAUAUACCACACCAACGACCCCGAGCUGGCCAGCAUCGUGUUUGCAGAGAGCGAGUUCUUCUCCAAGGUCAUCAACGAGGACCACCCCCUGUACCCCAUCAAGAACAAGCAAGCCGGAGUCUUCCUCGGCGACACCAACACCGAGGAGUGGCGUAUCGUCCACAAAUUCCUUCCCCCAGCCUUUGGACCCAAGGCGGUCAGGCACUACGCCCCGACGAUGCAGAAGACGGUCGAAGACGCAUUCAAGGUGUUUGACGAGUUGGACACCCGGGGUGAGGCGUGGAAUGUCUACCCCUACAUGCUCAAGCUCGGCUCCCAGGCCGUUGGCAAGCUCGUCCUCGGUUACGACUUCAAUCACUUUAACGCCGUGGACCAGCCACCGCACGAGCUUGUGAUGCUGAUGGCUGAAUCGCUCGAGCUCAACAAGAAGGUGGCAUCCCGCGGAGACUGGUAUGCCGCACUGCCGUUUGGAGACCCCAAAAGGUUGCGGGGGAUGAAGGAACGCAUCUUCCACCUCAUGCAGAAGCCCAUCCAGGACGCCAAGAGGGGUGGCAUCGAAGACCUCGAUCUCCAAGAUGCCGCGCUCAAGGCAGAGAACAUGAUAGAUUACAUCCUUCGCGCAACCGACAACAAGGGUGACAAGCUCCCCGCAACAUCCUUCAUCGAGCCCCUCGUCGUGGCCACCGGCGCCGGCUUUACCACCACCAGCUCCCUCCUCUCCUGGCUCAUCUACGGGCUAGUAACGUACCCCGGCAUGCAAGACCGCCUCCUGCAAGAGCUCAUCGACAACGACUUCGAUGAGAACACCCAAAUCACCGCCGAGCUGACCAACAAACUCACCUUUUUCGACAAGUACAUCAAGGAGACCCAACGCCGGCACAACCCUUCCUUCCAGCCGGCCCGCACGGCACUCAGGGACCUGAUCCUCCCCGGCGGCUACAAGAUCCCCGAGGGCGCCGUCGUCAUCCCGGCGCUGCACCACAUCCAUAACAACCCGGCCGUUUGGGACAGCCCCGCGCGGUUCGACCCGGAUCGAUGGGACACAGACGCCGUGAGGAACCGCCACAAGGCCGCCUACAUCCCCUUCGCGACGGGCCCGCGCUCGUGCAUCGGCUUCAACUUUGCCCUGCAGGAGGUCAAAGUGUUCUUGCCCAAGCUCGUGUACCGGUACCGGUUCGAGCGCGAGGACGAGAAUGACACGAUCGAGUAUGAUCCCAUGUUCCAGCUCAUCAGGCCGGUGAAUUUGUAUGUGAGGGCGGAGAGGAGGACGUCGUGGCCUGCGAAGAGUCGGUCGUGA